AUGAACGACUUAUGCACGCUGGACCACAGUUGCUGUUGGGAGUUGUCAGGCUUCGAUUUUGUGCCGCUGGGAGGCAGGAGUAUAGUUCGACAUAUUAUCCAUCAGUGUCGGAUAUGCUUCCGAUCGAAACCGUCGACCAUACAUCACUUUAUGGGAGAUUUACCAGCUUCAUGGGUCACGGUAUCCCGUCCAUUUUCUCGCACAGGCAUCGACUACUUUGGACCCCUCUAUGUGAGACCAGCUUAUGCAGUUAAGGCUUAUGUUGCUGUAUUCGUGUAUCUGUGUACCAAAGCAUUGCACCUUGAAUUGGUCACAGAUUUAUUCACAGAACGGUUUCUACAGGCUAUACGGCGAAUCGUUGCCCGAAGAGGACAAUGCCCGGAUAUAUAUUCCGACAACGGCACCAAUUUUGUCGGUGCUCCUAAUAAACUGCAAGACUUCCUACGAUUGCUAAAAGACAGUCAUCAUAAUGAUGCUGUGUCUAAGCAAUUAGCCAUGGAAGGGAUUCAAUGGCACUUUAACCCACCGAGUGCACCACAUUUUGGCGGUAUCUGGGAGGCCGCAGUCCGAUUCGCUAAAAUUCAUCUGCUAAAGGUGGUAGGUGAAACUCCAGUAUCCCCAGAGGACAUGAACACGCUACUAGUCCAAGUUGAAGGAUGCCUGAAUUCUCGCCCACUUAUACCCAUGUCUGAUGACCCGAACGAUCUGCAGCCAUUAACCCCUGCACAUUUUCUGUUUGGAAAAUCUCUUCAGGCUGUUCCCGUCUCAACCAAUGCCAGUUAA
Messenger RNA from Topomyia yanbarensis, 783 nucleotides. RefSeq lists its product as uncharacterized. The transcript has a single exon. Bases 1 to 783 code for a protein of 260 amino acids. Gene Ontology annotation, molecular function: nucleic acid binding. Gene Ontology annotation, biological process: DNA integration. The record is from RefSeq and is a predicted model, not a curated record. Lineage: Eukaryota; Metazoa; Arthropoda; Insecta; Diptera; Culicidae.